This is a messenger RNA of Phragmites australis (common reed), 2205 nucleotides long. Its product is annotated as probable lysophospholipase BODYGUARD 3. Bases 269 to 1753 code for a protein of 494 amino acids. The transcript is spliced from 4 exons. NCBI's taxonomy places the organism in Eukaryota, Viridiplantae, Streptophyta, Magnoliopsida, Poales, Poaceae. The record is from RefSeq and is a predicted model, not a curated record.
UUGCCCAAACGGCCACAAAAGAGAGCGAAAAACGCGCAAGAAACCAAGCCACCCGCCUCCAACCGCGCUUAAAUGCGCGCCUUUUUUCUUCCCAGUCUUCUGCUGAGUUGAACGCCUCGUUUACUCUUACAAAAGGCCCACCUCCUCUGCGCCUCAGGUACUAGCUGUACGCAGGCAGCUUGCUGAACCUGAGCGCGCGGCCGGCGUCGGUUGCUGCUUGCUGCUGCUGCCCACCGGCCGGCCGCGGAGGUCGAGAGAGAGGGGAGCAAUGCACAUUGCCACCUGCGUGUGGCAAGAGAAGGCAGCGGCCAUGGGGAGCAGCGGCGGGAAAGGCGAGUGGGCGGGGAGGAGGGUGUCGGUGGUGGCGCUCCUGGCAGCGGCGGGGGGCGCGCUCAACUGCGCGGUGAGCUUCGUGGUGUUCUCGCUCCUGGACGUGCUGGACAUGGUGCUGUGCCUGGUGUACAAGCUCGUGGACUACGCCGUGGAGGCGGAGUGGAAGGCGUGCUACUGCACGGCGGCGGCGCGGGAAGGUGGUGGUGCGGGGCCGAGAAUCUUCGUGCCCCCGGCGGCGGCCGCGCCGGGGCCGAAGGUGGUGCGGCUGUCGGCGUCGUCUGCCAAGAUGCAGCUGGAGGACGUGUCCGACACGCUGUACGUGCGGCCGUCGCUGCUGGCCGACGCCACCAAGAAGGCCGGCCCCGCCGCGCCAACGCUCACGGUCAGCCCCGCCAUCGCCGAGAUGAUCCGCGGCAAGAUCGACCGCCCACCCCGCCCGCCGAGGCAGGCGCCGUGCUGGUCCGACUGCGACUGCAAGGUCUGCCACUCCUGGAGCGCCGCCUCCCGCUCCUCCUCCCACCUCUACGUCCACGUCCAAGCGCCACCGCCAAGUGGCGGCGAGGGGGCGGUGGAAGACGUGGUGUUCAUCCACGGGUUCAUCUCGUCGUCGGUGUUCUGGACGGAGACGGUGUUCCCGGCGUUCAGCGCGGCGGCGCGGGGGCGGUACCGGAUGUACGCGGUGGACCUGCUGGGGUUCGGGCGGAGCCCCAAGCCGGCGGACUCGCUGUACACGCUGCGGGAGCACGUGGAGAUGAUCGAGCGCUCCGUGCUGCAGCGCUACCGGCUGCGGUCCUUCCACGUCGUGGCGCACUCGCUCGGCUCCGUGCUCGCGCUCGCGCUCGCCGUCAAGUACCCCGGCGCCGUCAAGUCGCUCACCCUCCUCGCGCCGCCGUACUUCCCGGUGCCGAAGGAGGAGGCGGGCGCGGCGACGCAGUACGUGAUGCGGCGGGUGGCGCCGCGGCGGGUGUGGCCGCCGAUCGCGUUCGGGGCGUCGAUGGCGUGCUGGUACGAGCACGUGAGCCGGACCAUCUGCCUCACCAUCUGCAGGCACCACCGCGUCUGGGACCGCCUCUUCAGGAUCUUCACCAGGAACAGGAUGCGGACGUUCCUGAUCGAGGCGUUCAUGUGCCACACCCACAACGCGGCGUGGCACACCCUGCACAACAUCAUCUGCGGCAGCGCCGCCAAGAUGGACACCUACCUCGACGUCGUCUCCGACCAGCUCGCCUGCAAGGUGGCCCUCUUCCACGGCCGCGACGACGAGUUGCUCCCCGUGGAAUGCACGCUCGCGGUGGGCGCCAGGGUGCCCCGCGCGCGCGUCACCGUCUACGACCGCAAGGACCACAUCACCAUCAUCGUCGGCCAGGAGAAGCUCUUCGCCGCCGAGCUCGAGGCCAUCUGGAGGAGCGCCGACGACUAGCAUCCGUCGUCUGCCACUGCACGCGCUGAGCUUCGGUUCUAUACUGAUCCGUCGUCGUCCAACAAUGCACAGAACAGAAGAAGAAGAAGUUAAUGGCCGGUAAAGAAGAAUGCAAUUAAUAACGAUUAUAUCACCCCUGCAAGAUCGAAGAAAUAGAUCAUCAUCAAGAAGAUAUGUAUAAUGCCCAACUAGGAUGAGCAGUUCUAUCCUAUCAUAUCCAAGAGUUAAUACUUAUAUUUAUAGUUGUUUUCCUUUUUCCUUUCUACUCUUCUUUUUCUUCAAUGGUGUAAAGUGUCCUGAAUUAAAUAUACGAGUCGAUCGAGUCUGUAUUAUUUGUUUGAUUGGGCCAACAAGUUGUGAUCAACUUGUCACCAACUCGAUCAGGAUCAAUUGUAAUAUAUGGAUCCGACGUCAAAGCAUAAUUGAUUAAGCUGCAGAAGUUGGUGUUGGAA